Messenger RNA from Tetranychus urticae (two-spotted spider mite), 1553 nucleotides. RefSeq names its product U3 small nucleolar ribonucleoprotein MPP10. The record is from RefSeq and is a predicted model, not a curated record. Gene Ontology annotation, cellular component: nucleus; sno(s)RNA-containing ribonucleoprotein complex; small-subunit processome. NCBI's taxonomy places the organism in Eukaryota, Metazoa, Arthropoda, Arachnida, Trombidiformes, Tetranychidae. Gene Ontology annotation, biological process: rRNA processing.
UAUUUAAGUUGAACAAUAUAAUUAAAAGUUAAAUGAUGUGAAAUUAAAUUAUUGUUAACAUAAAAUCAACCAAAUGGGAAUUAACUUAUUUUCAGAAAUUUUCUCGUUACCCUAGUUACUCCAGCUUGCAAAUGUAGUCACAUGACUAAGCACAUGUUGUUUUGUUUUGGUUAUGAGAAAUUCACUUUUUGUCGUGUUGUUUAAAUUUAAUUGUUUUGUGUUUUAAUUUCUAUUAUUAUCAAAUUUCACUAUGGCUGAUCAAAUCAAGUUUGAUUCUCAACAAAUAUUUGGAUUGUUCAAUAAAAGUGUUUCGGAUUUGACAUCUUUCCUUAGGCCGAAUAAGAAAAUCGAAAAUGAUUUACGUGAUCUUACGUUAAAGCUAUUCGAAUUGUUCAAACUUAACUCUGGUGUUCCUGGUAUUAAAGAUUUAGUCACCGAAGGAUUUGAUGAGGAACAAAUUUGGGCUCAGUUAGAGAAACACAAUCAUACUUUCAUGAAGAUUAUUGAUAAAGAUGUCAGUAAUUUAUCAAGUUUAGCUAAAAAGUUGACCAAAACUGUCAAAAUUGAUAUUCCGCAAGAUGAUGACUUCGAUAUUUUAGAACCAGCAAGCUCCGGAGAAGAUGAAGAGGAAGAACUUAAAAAAUUAUUAGGACCAAGGGAAAAGUUUGUUGGAAAAAUGUUAUCGACUUUUGAACAAGAACAGCUGCAGAUGGAUGAAAAAAUAACGAAAUUAGAGGAAGAAAAUCUAAAGUCAAAGCCAUGGAAAUUAAUUGGUGAAGUUACUGCUGACAAGAGGCCUGCAAACAGUUUAUUGGAAGAUCAUCUUCAAUACGACUUUAUAGCUCGUCCAGCUCCGAUAAUUGACGAACAGGUUGCUCUUAAAUUGGAAGAUUUAAUCAAGCAAAGGAUUAAAGAUGGUAUAUGGGAUGAUGUGGAACGUAAAAUUAAACCCGCAGAACAGCCGUUUGAAUAUAAAAGACGAUUGAUUCUUGAUCAGGAGAAAAGUAAAGUUGGCCUUGCAGAAGUUUACGAGAAAGAUUAUCUUCAAAGGACACAACAAGAUAAGGUCGAAGAAGAAAAUGAAACGCACAAAGAAAUUCGUAAAAUGAUGAGCGCGAUCUUCCUACAAUUGGAUUCACUAUCCAGUUUCCACUUCACACCUAAACCUCCUGAACCAGAAGUGAAAAUUGUAAAUAACUUACCUGCAGUUUCAGCAGAAGACACUAUUCCAGUAGCCGUUAGUGAAGCGAAUCUCCUGGCACCCGAAGAGGUUCUUGAAAAGCCUAAAAGACCGGUCAAAGGUGCUACCGAAAGAGACACGACUGAUCGUAAACAUGACAGAAGAUUGAAAAAGAAGAAACAAAAAAUAAUUGCUGCUAGGAAAAAUGCCAAGAAAAUCUCUAAUGUUGAAAAGUUAAGUCAAUCAGCUAAGCAAAAAGCUAAGCAAGCUGAAAAAUUAGAAAGGACUCAAAAGCAAAGACAAAUGAAACCUUCACAGUUGAAAACUUGAAUACAGUAAACUAUUUAAAUUAAAAUAGCGUUUAUACUAUUAA